CUUCAGUUCCAGUCGGUUUCGAAUCGGGUCAAGUUCUUCUACCUUUUCGGUUCGACUUCACGCGACCAUGCUGAAGGGUGCGAUCGUUCUCUUGGUCUUGGCAUCUGCCUCUGCCAUUCGACUCGGGGAUCUGAACGUGAGGGUGGAUCCUCGGAAGGUGACGGUGUCGGGUCUGUCGUCGGGAGGCGCCAUGGCGACGCAACUCCACGUCGCUCUUUCCUCCAAGAUCUACGGAGCUGCCAUCUUCGCCGGAAGUCCGAAUGCUCGAUUUAAUCUCCCGUAUUAUUGUGCGGAUCACCACAUGUUCGGCGGGCUGACUGGAGCGACGAGCUGCAUGUACAGUCCUUUCCUUUCUGACGUCAACGACAUGAUCGAUGCUGCCAGGGAUUUCGACUCCUCCGGAGACAUCGAUCCCUUGGACAACAUGUCCACUAAUCGGCACAAAGUCUACGUGUUUCACGGAACCGCCGAUUUCACCGUCAAUCCCGACAACGGAGUGGAUGUGGAGACUUUCUACCAAGAAUUCCUGGCCAGUUCCAGCGACAUCAUGACGGAAUUCUCUCUUGCAUCCGGUCAUGGAUUUGGUUACAACAGAGUAGAUAAAAGCUUUGUUCCUUCCGUCCCAAAGCCAACUGACAACCCAGAUGCCAAUUCUUGCGGAGCGACCUCGAGCCCCUACAUCAACGAUUGCAACUAUCAUGGAGCCUUCGAGUCCCUUAAUCAUCUUUAUGGAGGAGGCCUCGAGAAACCGGAAGGGACGGUGGAUCUGCCGGGGUCGUUGGAACGCUUCGAGCAGGCGGAAUUCUUCGGAGGGAAUCCGGGCAGCGACAGCAUGGCGGACGAGGGGUUCGUCUACGUUCCAUCCAGAUGCGAAGCCGGAGAAGUCGUCUGCAAACUCCACAUUCCCCUUCACGGAUGUAAACAGAAUGAAGACUCAGUGGACGACGCGUACGUGACGAUGACCGGAUACCUGGAAGUCGGCGAGUUGAACAACAUCGUCAUGCUAUUCCCUCAGACGACGAGUUCGGGGUUCGAUAAUCCCAACGCCUGUUGGGACUGGUGGGGCUACACCGAUAACAACUAUCUGGUGAGAGAUGGAGUCCAGAUCGACGGCAUCAGCCAGAUGAUCGACAGCAUCAUCAAUUGAGAAAGAUGAGGUCUCCUCCGCUUCCUUUCCGAUCCGGUAAUAAAGGGAGCAUUCGACAAA
This is a messenger RNA of Darwinula stevensoni, 1207 nucleotides long. Lineage: Eukaryota; Metazoa; Arthropoda; Ostracoda; Podocopida; Darwinulidae. The record is from the annotation of a GenBank genome assembly.